Molecule: messenger RNA, 2686 nt
Organism: Callithrix jacchus (white-tufted-ear marmoset)
Lineage: Eukaryota; Metazoa; Chordata; Mammalia; Primates; Cebidae
Gene: PTGS1
Product: prostaglandin-endoperoxide synthase 1
Biological process (GO): cyclooxygenase pathway; response to oxidative stress
Cellular component (GO): neuron projection; cytoplasm
Molecular function (GO): prostaglandin-endoperoxide synthase activity; oxidoreductase activity, acting on single donors with incorporation of molecular oxygen, incorporation of two atoms of oxygen; peroxidase activity
Source: RefSeq, a predicted model, not a curated record
GGAGGAGCGGGGGUGGAGCCGGGGGAAGGGUUGGGAGGGAUGGGCCGGAGCUCUGGGCAGUGUGCGAGGCGCAAGCACGGGAGCCUGCAGUCUGCGUCCCGCACCCCAGCAGCCGCACCAUGAGCCGGAGUCUCUUGCUCCGGUUCUCGCUGUUCCUGCUCCUACUGCGGCCGCCCCAUGUCCUGCUCGCGGACCCCGGGGCGCCCACGCCAGUGAAUCCCUGCUGUUACUAUCCAUGCCAGCACCAGGGCAUCUGUGUCCGCUUCGGCCUUGACGGCUACCAGUGUGACUGCACCCGCACGGGCUAUUCUGGCCCCAACUGCACCAUCCCUGAGCUGUGGACCUGGCUCCGGAAUUCAUUGCGGCCCAGCCCCUCUUUCACACACUUCCUGCUCACGCAUGGGCGCUGGUUCUGGGAGUUUGUCAAUGCCACCUUCAUCCGAGAGAUGCUCAUGCGCCUGGUACUCACAGUGCGCUCCAACCUUAUCCCCAGUCCGCCCACCUACAACGCAGCACAUGACUACAUCAGCUGGGAGUCUUUCUCCAAUGUUAGCUAUUACACUCGUAUUCUGCCCUCUGUGCCUAAAGACUGCCCCACACCCAUGGGAACCAAAGGGAAGAAGCAGUUGCCAGAUGCCCAGCUCCUGGCCCGCCGCUUCUUGCUCAGGAGGAAGUUCAUACCUGACCCCCAAGGCACCAACCUCAUGUUUGCCUUCUUUGCACAACACUUCACCCACCAGUUCUUCAAAACUUCUGGCAAGAUGGGUCCUGGCUUCACCAAGGCCUUGGGUCAUGGGGUAGACCUCGGUCACAUUUAUGGAGACAAUCUGGAGCGUCAGUAUCAACUGCGGCUCUUUAAGGAUGGGAAACUCAAGUACCAGGUGCUGGACGGAGAAAUGUACCCUCCCUCCGUAGAAGAGGCGCCUGUGUUGAUGCGCUACCCUCGAGGCAUCCCGCCCCAGAGCCAGAUGGCCGUGGGCCAGGAGGUGUUUGGGCUGCUUCCCGGGCUCAUGCUGUAUGCCACGCUCUGGCUGCGCGAGCACAAUCGUGUGUGUGACCUUCUGAAAUCUGAGCACCCCACCUGGGGAGAUGAGCAGCUCUUCCAGACGACCCGCCUCAUCCUCAUAGGAGAGACCAUCAAGAUUGUUAUCGAGGAGUACGUGCAGCAGUUGAGUGGCUAUUUCCUGCAGCUGAAGUUUGACCCAGAGCUGCUCUUUGGUGUCCAGUUCCAGUACCGCAACCGCAUUGCCUUGGAGUUCAACCAGCUCUACCACUGGCACCCCCUCAUGCCCGACUCCUUCAAGGUGGGCUCCCGGGAGUACAGCUAUGAGCAGUUCUUGUUCAACACCUCCAUGUUGGUGGACUACGGGGUUGAGGCCCUGGUGGAUGCCUUCUCUCGCCAGAGCGCUGGCCGGAUCGGUGGGGGCAGGAACAUGGAUCACCACGUCCUGCAUGUGGCUGUGGAUGUCAUCAGGGAGUCUCGGGAGCUGCGGCUGCAGCCCUUCAAUGAGUACCGCAAGAGGUUUGGCAUGAAGCCCUAUACCUCCUUCCAGGAGCUUGUAGGAGAGAAGGAGAUGGCAGCGGAAUUGGAGGAGUUGUAUGGAGACAUUGAUGCGUUGGAGUUCUAUCCUGGGCUGCUUCUUGAAAAGUGCCAUCCGAACUCUAUCUUUGGGGAGAGUAUGAUAGAGAUUGGGGCUCCCUUUUCCCUCAAGGGUCUCCUAGGGAAUCCCAUCUGUUCUCCGGAAUACUGGAAGCCAAGCACAUUUGGCGGUGAGAUGGGCUUUAACAUUGUCAAGACGGCCACACUGAGGAAGCUGGUCUGCCUUAACACCAAGACCUGUCCCUACGUUUCCUUCCGCGUGCCGGAUGGCAGUCAGGAUGAUGGGCCUGCUAUGGAGCGACCGUCCACAGAACUCUGAGGGGCAGGAAAGCAGUGUUCUGGAGGGGAGAGCUUUGUGCUUGUCAUUCCAGAGUGCUGAGGCCAGGGUUGAUAGUCUUCAAUGCUCGUUUUCUGGUUUGGCAUGGUGAGUGUUGGGGUUGACAUUUAGAAUUUUUGAGUCUCACUCAUUAUCUGCACUAUUGCGAUUCUGUUUGUCCUUCCAUAAUGCCGAAUUCCUUGUUAGCCCUUCAGAUGGUUAGGAGCGGUUCUCAUUUGGCCUGCCAGAAUACUGGGUUCUUAGUUGACAACCUAGAAUGUCAGAUUGCUGGUUGAUUUGUAACACCGGCAUUCUAGAAUGUGGAGCACCUGAUGAAGUCUUCUGGAAAAUUCUGGGGUUCUUAUUUUGCAUUCCAGAAUCUUGACUUUCUGAUUGGUGAUUCAGAGUUUUGUGUUCCUGGCUGCUGAUGAUCCAGAACAGUGGCUUCUAUCCCAAAUCAGUCAGCAUCUGAAUGUCUAGAAUGUGGAUUUGAUUCAUUUUCCUAUUUAGUGAGAUAUCAUAGAGCGGAAGAUCAAGAAUGUCCAACAAGAAUGUAUUCCCUGAAUCUGUGCCUGCACUUGGGGGUGGGGGGGAAGGAGGUGGCGUUUUCAUCUUGGGACCCCCGUUACAUCCUGCUCUGAGGAUGUAGAGAGAACAGGUGGGUUUUAUUCAUGCCAUUGGUUGGAAGCUACCAGAGCUCUGUCCCCAUCCAGGUCUUGACUCAUGGCAGCUGUUUCUCAUGAAGCUAAUAAAAUUCACUUUCUAAAGUU